Cottoperca gobio is the source of this 3065-nucleotide messenger RNA. Its product is annotated as gastrula zinc finger protein xFG20-1-like. Gene Ontology annotation, biological process: regulation of transcription by RNA polymerase II. The coding region runs from base 297 to 2615 and encodes 772 amino acids. Gene Ontology annotation, cellular component: nucleus. The transcript has 4 exons. The record is from RefSeq and is a predicted model, not a curated record. NCBI's taxonomy places the organism in Eukaryota, Metazoa, Chordata, Actinopteri, Perciformes, Bovichtidae. Gene Ontology annotation, molecular function: DNA-binding transcription factor activity, RNA polymerase II-specific.
UCCUCUAACUCGAAACAAGAUGGCGUCUCGUCACUCUCUGUUUUAGUGAGAAAGUGUGUGAGCUGCAGCAGUCCUGCUCCAGCAGAGCCUCUGUGUGUCUCAUAAAGUGUCUGAAGGGACUUUGUGCUCUUCAGCUUCUCCCUGAAGGUUUUACCUCGGACUCCUCUCCUACACUGCUCGUGAAGUUAGCUUAGCAUGCUAGCUGCAGCACAGCGCUAGUCAGAGUGGAAGUUUGAUGGAGAGCAAACGGUUUCUAACGGAGUGUGUGGAGAAAAAGUCUCUGACAUUCAGUCAAAAUGUGUAAAGUCCAAAUGCUGAGAGCGUUGGUGAAGCAGCGACUAACUGCGGCUGCUGAAGAGAUAUUUGUGCUGUUUGAAAGAACGAUAGCAGAGUACGAGGAGGAACUGUGUCGUUCAAAAGAGGAGAACGAGCGACAACGGAAACUACUGGACGCUGUGCUCAAGCCUCAGCUUGAGUCUCCAGCAGAUGUGCAGCAGCUGCUGCUGCUGGUUAAAGAAGAGGUUCCCCCUGAGCAGCAGGAGUGGAGCUCCAGUCUGGACCAGGAGGACCCAGAGCCCACCCUACACAUUAAAGAGGAACAGGAGGAACUCUGGAGCAGUCAGGAGGGAGAGCAGCUUCAAGGACUGGAGGAGGCUGAUAUCACCAAGUUCACAUUCACUCCUGUCCCUGUGAAGAGUGAAGAUGAUGAAGAGAAACCUCAGUCCUCACAGCUUCAUCAAAGACCAACUGAACACAUGGAAACAGGAGCUGAUGGAGAGGACUGUGGAGGACUAGAACCAGCCAGGAACUCAGAUCCAGACAGACAUUUACAUCCAGACACUGAGGACAAGACUAGAGACUCUUCUGACACAGAUGAAAUGACUGGAGACUUUUCUGGCGCUGAGAUUGAAGUCAGUUGUGAGGACAGUGAUGAUUGCAAAGAGAAAGCUCAGUCGGGUUUAAACUCUCUCUUGAAAGAUGAUGGAGUUCCUGUCGGUACCGAUGAGAAACCAUUCAGCUACUCUGAGUGUGGGAAGCAUUUUUGCAAUAGUGGAAAUCUGAAGAGACACAUGAGAUGUCACACAGGAGAAAACCCUUUCAUAUGUUCCAUUUGUAAUAAAGGAUUUUUUCGCAAGGAUCAUCUGAAUACACACAUGAGAUCUCACACAGGAGAGAAACCGUUCAGCUGCUCAGUCUGUAAAAAAUCUUAUACACAGAGUGGAAAUUUACAGAAACACAUGAGAAUCCACACAGGAGAGAGACCAUUCAGCUGCUCAGUGUGUGAGAAAACAUUUUUGCGCAAGGAAUAUCUGAAGACACACAUGAUAACUCACACAGGAGAGAAACCCUACAGCUGCUCCGUGUGCGAUAAAUCUUUCGCGCGGAGUGGAUGUUUACAGGUCCACAUGAGAAUCCACACAGGAGAGAAACCCUUCAGCUGCUCAGUUUGUGGUAAAAGGUUUUUGCAUAAGACACGUCUGAAGAGUCACAUGAGAAUCCACACGGAAGAGAAACCAUUCAGCUGCAGACAUUCAGUCAAAAUGUGUAAAGUCCAAAUGCUGAGAGCGUUGGUGAAGCAGCGACUAACUGCGGCUGCUGAAGAGAUAUUUGUGCUGUUUGAAAGAACGAUAGCAGAGUACGAGGAGGAACUGUGUCGUUCAAAAGAGGAGAACGAGCGACAACGGAAACUACUGGACGCUGUGCUCAAGCCUCAGCUUGAGUCUCCAGCAGACAUGAAGCAGCUGCUGCUGGUUAAAGAAGAGGUUCCCCCUGAGCAGCAGGAGUGGAGCUCCAGUCUGGACCAGCAGGACCCAGACCCCCCCCCACCCAUUAAAGAGGAACAGGAGGAACUCUGGAGCAGUCAGGAGGGUGAGCAGCUUCAAGGUCUGGAAGAGGCUGAUAUCACCAUGUUCACAUUCACUCCUGUCCAUGUGAAGAGUGAAGAUGAUGAAGAGAAACAUCAGUCCUCACAGCUUCAUCAAAGACAAACUGAACACAUGGAAACAGGAGCUGAUGGUGAGGACUGUGGAGGACCAGAACCAGCCAGGAACUCAGAUCCAGAGACACAUUUACAGCCAGAUACUGAGGACAAGACUGGAAACUCUUCUGGACCUGAUAAUAAUUAUCACUGGGAGGAGACUAAGGACCCUCAGUCAGAUCUAAACUCUCUGGGAAAUGAAGAAGUCCCCGUCAGUGAUUCUAGAAGUAGUGCUGGAGAGAAACCAUUCAGCUGCUCUGAGUGUGGGAGAGGAUUUAUCCACAAGAGAAGUAUGAAGAGACACAUCCUGAGUCACACAGGAGAGAAACCUUACAGCUGCUCUGAGUGUGGGAAAAUAUUUGGUCGUAAGUCACAUCUGAACAGACACAUGUUAACUCAUGGUGGAGAGAAACCAUUUAGCUGCCCUCAGUGUGGGAAAUUAUUUGGCCGCAAGACACAUCUGAACAGACACAUGUUAAUCCACAUUGGAGAGAAACGUUUCAGCUGCUCAGUUUCUAAGAAUUAUGUUGCACAGAGUAGUCAUUUACACAAACACAUGAGAACCCACACAGAAGAGAAACCAUCCAACUGCUCUGAUGGAAAGGACUCUGGAGGACCAGAACCAGCUGUUAAAUGAAAUUAAUUCUAACAGUAAUCUCCCGUGGAUAACCUUCCACAUUAUGUAACAUGAAGGCAAAAACAUUUCUGUAGCUGUUGACGUGAUGGAGCGUUAAUAUGCCUCGACUUGUUUAAGUAUUUUGUUUACCAUCAAAUCCUAAAGCAUCAGAAAAAAGUAAAUAGAUGACAAGACAUCAUUUUACUUUACUUUUAAGUGGAAGAUGUGAAAAGAAGACUUAAAACAACAGUAGUGAAUUAUUGUACCAUAGUGUGUUCACACAUUUUUAAAUCCAACCAGGAGAAACUCUUAAUUAAGAUCAGCUCUUCACACUGUGCUUUACGGUAAGCACGUCUUUUCCGGGAUAUGAUGUUGAAAUUGAAAGUUUCAGUGUGUCCACAUAAUCCUCUUUUAUCAGAACAUUUGAAUAACUUUUGACGUCCUGUUACUGGACUACAAGCCAGCAGGCAA